AUGGACAAUGAUCAACAUAAGUUUUUAAUAAAUCUUGGUCCUUGCCAGCCCCAAUUGAAGUCAUUCCCUGAAAAUGAAGCAAUACCAAAGAAUAAGGAUUACAGCCAAAAAGAGGAUAAAGCACACUGUUUUGGAUGUUCACUAUUUCCCUCAGGUCCCGGUAGAAAGGGAAGUGAUCAAGCUUGGGUAAACUGGAUCAGAGCGUGGCACAAAAUGAAAAGCGUUGGCACAAAUAAACCAGGAAAGCUUGUGCAACAUUUUUCUAGUGCUUCCCACCAAGCCGCUCUUGCAGAUUUUGCUAGAUUUUCCAUAGAAUCCUCUCACAUUGAUGUCGUAAUCAAUGCACAAAUGAAGGAAAUCCUUAUCCAAGAAAAGGCUGAUGAAGAAAAGAGCAAAGCAAUUACGACAAUACUUUUUGAUGUCGCUAGAACAUUGGCCAGGCAAACAUUAGCUUUCAGGGGAUCUGGCAAUGAUGAUGAUGGUAAUUUUAUACAGAUUGUCCAUCUCCUUUCAAGGCAUUGCAAGGAUUGCAUCUAA
Paramuricea clavata is the source of this 537-nucleotide messenger RNA. Lineage: Eukaryota; Metazoa; Cnidaria; Anthozoa; Malacalcyonacea; Plexauridae. The record is from the annotation of a GenBank genome assembly.